CGGACUUGUACUGGAUCUGAUUCGGAUUAUUUCACCGUGGGGCACCUGUGAUGUCAUCGAGGUCCGACCUGUGCCGUGAAACAUAUUUGCAAAUAUUAAACCCAUAAGGAGGCAGAAGAUCAUAUGGAGCGUCACCAUUUUGACUGAUUCCAAAUUCAGAACGUUUACUAUGGCUUCAUUCCUUUUAGGAAUUUGUUUACUCUUCAUAGAACCACGACUGGUGCCUUCCAUGCCAACCUCAAAUACAAAGAACUACACCUCCUCCCAUCUAUCAAAUGAAGAGCAGAGUAAGAAGGCAACGGUUGAAGGAACCUUACGCUAUGUUGUCCAUCUGAAUGGUACCAGCCAGUAUUUACCCCACACUAUCAUUAUUGGAGUUCGGAAGGGGGGGACAAGAGCUUUGCUUGAAAUGCUAAGUCUCCAUUCUGAUAUUGCUGCAGCUGAAAAUGAAAUUCAUUUCUUUGAUUGGGAAAAACAAUACCAGCACGGUGUGAAGUGGUAUCUUGGCCAAAUGCCCUUCUCCUACCCUCAUCAGCUUACCGUGGAGAAAACACCAGCCUACUUUACAUCUCUGGAAGUUCCAGAAAGAAUCCAUAGAAUGAACAGUACUAUUAAACUCCUGCUCAUUUUAAGGGAUCCUAUUGAAAGAGUAUUAUCUGACUACACACAAGUCUUCUAUAACCAUAAACAGAAGAAUAAGUCCUAUCCACCAGCGGAGGAGCUUCUUCUCAAGAACAAUGAGCUUAACACGGACUACAAAGCCAUAAACAGGAGCUUGUAUGAGCAUUACAUGGAACACUGGCUAAAAUAUUUCCCUCUCGAGAAUAUCCAUAUCGUUGAUGGGGACCUCCUGAUCAGGGAUCCUUUUCCUGAAAUGCAGAAGGUGGAACGGUUCCUAAACCUCUCGCCUCAGAUUAAUGCCUCAAACUUUUACUUUAAUAAGACAAAGGGUUUCUACUGUUUGAGAGACGGUGGCAGAGAUCGGUGUUUACAUGAGUCCAAAGGCAGAGCCCACCCCCAAAUAAGCACUUUCCUACUGGGCAAAUUGCGGGACUAUUUUUAUGAGCCCAAUAAAAAGUUCUUUGAACUUGUUGGAAGGACAUUUGACUGGCUGUGAGCCCCAACGACCGAGUGUGAGGGUAACUGUUGCGUAGUCACAAAGGAUAUUGAGCUCUAAUUUAUUUGUAAAUGGAAACCUAAACGAUUUAUGGACAGCACCUGAACAGUAUUAUGACUAGUUUAUAUAUUUUUUAUACAUGAUAAAGAUGAAAACACUUUGUAUGGGAGUUUUCAUUGUUAAUAGAAAAUAUUCAUUUUGGAAUAUGCUAAUAUAUUUCACUAAUUGCACUUA
This is a messenger RNA of Xenopus laevis (African clawed frog), 1351 nucleotides long. It is a transcript of the gene hs3st1.S, whose product is annotated as heparan sulfate-glucosamine 3-sulfotransferase 1 S homeolog. The record is from RefSeq and is marked predicted. Gene Ontology annotation, molecular function: sulfotransferase activity; [heparan sulfate]-glucosamine 3-sulfotransferase activity. Lineage: Eukaryota; Metazoa; Chordata; Amphibia; Anura; Pipidae. Gene Ontology annotation, cellular component: Golgi lumen; Golgi apparatus. Gene Ontology annotation, biological process: heparan sulfate proteoglycan biosynthetic process; glycosaminoglycan biosynthetic process.